This is a messenger RNA of Effrenium voratum, 756 nucleotides long. The record is from the annotation of a GenBank genome assembly. NCBI's taxonomy places the organism in Eukaryota, Dinophyceae, Suessiales, Symbiodiniaceae.
AUGGAGCCAACCGCCAGCCUCUCCCAUCAGGAGCUGCUGGAUGGAGGUGAUGUCAGCAGCAAGUGGCGCCGUUGGUGGGGAACCAAAAAGAACGGUACGGACCCCAAGGCUUUGGAUGCCAAGGACAGGAAAGUCAUUGUCAUUGGAGGUGGAGACACCGGGAACGACUGCAUUGGCACUGCAGUGCGUCAGGGUGCGAAGUCGGUCAUCAACCUGGAGCUCAUGCCGCAGCCCCCGAAGUCCCGGUCCCCCAGCAAUCCCUGGCCCCAUUGGCCCAUCGUUUUCAAGGUGGACUACGGACAUGAAGAGGCUGCGCCCCUGAAUGGCAACAAGGACAUCCGAGAGUACGGAGCCCUGACCAAGGAGUUUCUGGACGAUGGAAACGGCAACUUGAAGGGCAUCAAGAUGGUCAAUGUGCGGUGGGAGAGGAUUGAUGGCCAGAUGCGAAUGGUGGAGGUGCCAGGAAGCGAGAAGAUGUUGGAGGCCGACAUGAUCCUGCUGGCUCUUGGUUUCCUAGGCCCAGAGCAUCCGCUUGCCACAGCCUUUGGAGUCGACAUGGACGAGAGGGGAAACUACAAGGCCCUCUAUCAGAGGAGCGAAGGCGACUUCCAGACCUCAAAUUCCAAGGUCUUUGCAGCUGGCGAUUGCCGCCGCGGCCAGUCUUUGGUGGUUUGGGCGAUCAAGGAGGGUCGUGAUGCUGCAACAGCAGUAAACAGUUACCUCAACAGCGGCGACUAUCCCGGCUAUGCCUCCUAG